Recurvomyces mirabilis is the source of this 1098-nucleotide messenger RNA. RefSeq lists its product as uncharacterized. Lineage: Eukaryota; Fungi; Ascomycota; Dothideomycetes; Mycosphaerellales; Teratosphaeriaceae. The transcript is spliced from 2 exons. Bases 1 to 1098 code for a protein of 365 amino acids. The record is from RefSeq and is a predicted model, not a curated record.
AUGCCUGGGUAUGCGAUCACUCUUUUCGCUGUUGGCUCUCUGAUGGUAGCUACACGAUUCUGGCUCCGCGCAACAGCACAGCUAGGAACGCAGCAUCUAGGGCUCGACGACUUAUUGCUGUUCGCAGGAUGGCUCGGUGGAGUCAUGUUCCUCGUCGUCAUCCUCAUAGGCGACUUCAAUUACGAUGUCGGCCGCCACGCAUGGGACGUCCCUCUCACCAAGUACGAGGGUAUUGCAGAGAUGACAUGGCUUGCUGAGCUGGCCUUCCUCAUCAGCGGCGGCUUCACAAAAAUCUCGGUAUUACUUUUCUACCGACACAUCGUUGACGGUACCUACAAAAGACGAUGGAAGGUCGCCGUGAUCUUCGCGAUCACAUUCACCGCCGCUUAUAGCGUGGCCUUCAUCCUGACACUGAUCUUCAACUGCUCGCCAACGGAUGCAUACUGGAAAGCCUUCGACCCAACGUACACUCGCCACUACACGUGUGUUGAUACCACAGUCAUCAACUUGUUGGCAGGCAUUGCUGCAGCUUUUAGUGAUUUGUACUCGGUCAUUCUACCCUCGACCAUGGUCUGGUCUAUCAGUCUGCCUAAGCGACAGAAGUUUGCUCUACUUAUCGUAUUCUCCCUCGGCCUCGUCGUGGUCGCAGCGAGCGGUGUCCGGACAUAUUAUCUCUACGAGGUCGGCCACAACUCAGAUGUCAGCUGGAUGAUCUUCGACGUCUUCGUCUGGGCGCAUCUGGAGUUGCAACUGGGUCUCAUGUGCGCUUCCGCACCCGCCUUACGAGUAUUGUUCCGCAAAUACCUCAGUCAAACCCUCCAGCGAUCUAUGCAUGGAUCCCGUCAACGUAUUGAAUCUCGGCAGAGUGUCAGAAGGCUCGAUGCGAGCAGUAUCCAUCGAGUCAGUGGCGCAGAGGACUAUGAGACCAUGGGAAGAAGCGACUUUGGCAGAGGAGCGGCCGGUAAAAGCUCGAAGGGCGAUCUCAGUUUUGCUGAGACGGAGACAGACAAUUCCCCUCUGUCGAGUUUGGACGUUCACGAGCAUCGGCAUGAGCAGGGUCGGCAUGUUGUAAAGACACCUGCUGAUUAUGAGGUGUAA